Molecule: messenger RNA, 1221 nt
Organism: Oncorhynchus tshawytscha (Chinook salmon)
Lineage: Eukaryota; Metazoa; Chordata; Actinopteri; Salmoniformes; Salmonidae
Product: protein CUSTOS
Exons: 6
Coding region: 69-860 (263 amino acids)
Biological process (GO): negative regulation of Wnt signaling pathway; Spemann organizer formation; Wnt signaling pathway
Source: RefSeq, a predicted model, not a curated record
UUUCUCCCCCGAAAGACUUCAUUACCCAUAUUGCAUUGCUAUGUAGCCGCAAAUGUACUUGAUCCAACAUGUCAGCCCCAGUUGGAACGAUGGUUGAAGACUCAAGCAGUGAAGAUGAAGAUCUGGAAAAGUUUAAGGAAGCAGCUUGGAGUUUUGGCACGUAUGGAAUUGAUGGUACACACAAUACCAACACGGCAGAUGGGGAAAGCAAUGGGAAGUUAUCCCGUCGUGUGGCUGUAUCUAAACAUGAACAUGAUGGGAACGAGCUUCAGACGACUCCGGAGUUCCGUGCGCACGUUGCAAAGAAAUUAGGUGCUAUACUUGACAGUUGCAUUUCAGUGAUAUCUGCAGAAACAACAAAACCCUGCACACAGUCAACCAAAUAUGAAGGUUUCCGGCUGUUCACUACAUCUGUCCCAGGAGAGUUUACCAUUGAUCCCCCUCCUCCCCCUGUAAGGCGUCGGCCCGUCCCCAGCUCAAGUGACAGUGACAGUGAGCUGGAGAUGAGACUGAGAGAGGCGGCCGUGUCAGUUACAGACCUCCUAUCAUCUGCUCUCCCCAGCGCAGUUACACCUUCCCUGCCAGAGUCCCUCAGCUCAGAUAAAUUGAAGAAGAAGAAGAAGAAGAAAUACAAGGUUCAGGAAGGAGAGCACAGUAAUAACAGCCCUGUCCCAGAGAAAAAUAAGAAAAUGACAGCUCCUCGCGAGGUUGAGAACUGUGGAGAAGCCUUAUCUUAUGCUAAAAUGGAGGAGGACCACAAGAGCCCCGAGGAGGAUAGUCUACCGCUGAAGGUCAAGAAGAAGAAAAAGAAACAAAAAGGCACAGAUGAAAGGGUGGAAGAGGAAGUAGAAAAGCACUGAGAGACUUCUGGACUCACUUGUUGUGAUUUGGGAUAUUGGCAGUUCCAUGCUUGUAAGAACUGUUAACCUGUUGUAGCUUGGGGUUCUUAGCAUUCAUUAUAACAUGUUCAGGUCAUACACGGUUAUUUUCUUUAAAUAAUCACUGCAAUGUUGUACUACUUUGUAGUUUGUUAUUUUCUGGAAUGGAAUAUGUUCUUUCAGAAAUGUGGAAUACUGUAAGUCUCACCAGAUAUUUUAUGACAUUUUUUUUCUCUGCCCAGAACACAAUCAGUGCUAUGCCUUGUUUUGUAAAGAAAGCAGUUUACACUGAUGUCAAGAAUUCUGAGAGCAUUUUUAUUAAAACACUUUUUUCUAUUGAUAA